AUGGCAGUAGACCCACUACACCUGCAACAACCCGGACCAAUACCCCUAUACGUCCUGCUCGUUCUUGUUGUCGGCAUCUGCUGUUACUUCUUCUUCAUAGGCACCGCCGCAGUGAGGCUCUGGUUCUACAAAGGCGCCCUCGGCCCUGCCCCAGAGAAGUUCAUCGUCAUCAAAAACGAGCCUCAGGUAGAAGAUCACCAUGCGGCGCCCAUCCACAGCAAAUACAACGAGCCCGGAACAAGCGCUGAAGCCCUAAGGAAGCGGCGCAUGACCGUCUUCACCCACGACUCGUUAUCAGCGCCGACAGAGACUAUAGCACACAGCACCGCGUUCUCCCCCCGAAACUUAUCUACUGCAACAGCAACAGUCAACCUCCAAGACAUCGAAGAUGUCGAAGACCUAAGCCAGUUCACAAACCCGCAAACACGAGCCUACCUAGCCGAAGAACGCCGCAUCUCGCGCAUGCCCGCCUUCGACGCCGACGACUGCGGAACAGGCGACUACUUCCCAGACAUACCCCUUACAAACCGGCCCAUCGAAUCCACAUCCCUCCAUUCCAACACCCUUACUGCCUCGCAUCUAGGUCUCACACCCACACCCCGCAGCAACUGGCUCACCAUCUCCCCCCAAUACAUCGAAUACCACGCCGCGCGCACCCACCUCCUGUCGCGCAACCGCUCCUCCUGCAUCCACGUCACCUCCGAGGGCGAACGAGCAAGUCGCGAACUCCUGCAGGAAGUCACGUCUUUCCUCGUGGACAUGUAUCCGCACCAAUUCCGUUUUCUGACGAAGACGCGCAGGAAGCAUGUGUUGAAUGAGCUUACGAGAGAGGAUUUCGAGAUAGAACAUGGCCUCCAAUCCAUCCUCAAACUCACCCUCCCAACCCUCUCCCCUUACUCCUCCACCGGCCCCCUAUCCCACACGCAAACCUUCAUCCAAACCCGGCCCCUCCGCGCCACUCUAGCUUCAACCCUCCACAUCCCGCGGCCCAUGGACUUUUUCGCUGGCCACAUAGCUGAUCUACACCCUUCUGAACUGCUCGUACGUACAGAAACGCAGAUGUAUGCGCGUUUGCCCAAAUCAGGUGCUGUCAUUGUGACCACUCGGACAAACACCGAGACACUGAGUGAGAUGAAAGAUAGGAUGACGAUGCGGGAGAAAGAAGCGUUUUUGAGGGAGAUCGGGCAGUGGGGAGAGGAGGAGGCGAGGGUGAAAGGGAGGGAUUUGUGGAUUGGAGUUGUGGAACGGUGUUUGAAAGGUCAGUUCUCCUGA
Alternaria ventricosa is the source of this 1272-nucleotide messenger RNA. RefSeq lists its product as uncharacterized. The record is from RefSeq and is a predicted model, not a curated record. The transcript has 2 exons. NCBI's taxonomy places the organism in Eukaryota, Fungi, Ascomycota, Dothideomycetes, Pleosporales, Pleosporaceae. Bases 1 to 1272 code for a protein of 423 amino acids.